Diuraphis noxia (Russian wheat aphid) is the source of this 2530-nucleotide messenger RNA. RefSeq lists its product as uncharacterized. The record is from RefSeq and is a predicted model, not a curated record. NCBI's taxonomy places the organism in Eukaryota, Metazoa, Arthropoda, Insecta, Hemiptera, Aphididae.
UCAUUUUAUUUUUGAAAUCCAAACAUUCCAAACAAUAACCGCGGUUUAUGAUUAAACAGUCGAGUAGUUGUGCUCGAUCCAAACUGAUACGUUAAUAUGUUGUUCUUAUCAAGUAGACAAUUACCAUGUGUUCGCAUUUGACUUGUAGUUUGUACUCGGGAUUAGACAGUGAUCGGUAGCGAACAUUUUUAAUAUUUGCUUGUAUAGUCGGUAUUGGCUCUUUGUAUAAUGCAUUUAAGAUUAUUUUAGUUCAUUCAAGCAAUUCAAUACUUUUUAUUUUUAACAAUAAAUUGAAUAUUUGGUGAUAGGUAUUAAAUUGGCAAUACCUCGAAAAUGUCAGAAAAGGAAGGAAAAUCUAUCGUGUUAGAUGGUGGAUUAUCUGAAAAUACUAUGACUACCAAGGAGAGUCUCAUAAAGUUGGAGCAUUCAACCUCUGAUACUGAAACUAUAACAGAUAUACAAAAUUACUUGGAUUUAUUUAAUAAAGAAAUAGAAGCAAAUGAUGUACCACAAGUACAAACUACAAACUUAGAUGUGAACUCUGAAUCGGCAUAUUCAAUGAAUCAAAAUGUCCAAUAUUAUUAUCAAACAACUACAAGAGAUGGCCAGAUGAUUAUGAUUGGAGAAUAUGAUUUACAAAUGAUGGCUAACAUAAAUCAAAACCAUAUAAGCAACUCAACUCAAAUUGCACUGCCUAAUCCACAAGAUAAAAUUAAUGAUAUCCCUCAAAUUGUUGGUUUAGGAGAUGGUGCUGAGUAUCAAAGUGUGUCUCUUGUUCAAGAUGAAGGUGACCCCAGCAAUUAUGUUGUUUAUGUGGUCAAACAAAAUGACAAAAAUGAGGAAACAUCAAAUGUUAGUAUGGAGAUUUCUCAAGGAACCUAUGAUCCCGAUGUUAGGAAUAUAUAUAAUUUCAAUGUUAAAGAAGAUCCAACUCUACCAAAAAAACAAGAAGUAGAAGAUUUUGGUGAAAAAAAUAACAAAACUCAAAUACCUAAAAAGUUGAAGAAUGUAACUCAAACGCAUAUGUGUAAUCAUUGUAAAUACUCUACUAGUAAAAGGUAUUUGUUGUCUCGUCAUAUGAAAUCUCAUUCUAAAGAACGUCCACAUAAGUGUGAUGUUUGUGAACGUGGUUUUAAAACUCUAACUUCUUUAACUAAUCAUGUUAAUACUCAUACUGGAACAAAACCACAUAAUUGUCGAAGUUGUUCAAGUUCUUUUACUACAUCGGGAGAACUUGUUAGACAUGUUCGGUAUAAGCAUACUCAUGAAAAACCACAUAAGUGUUCAGUAUGUGAUUAUGCUAGUGUAGAAAUGAGUAAAUUAAGAAAUCAUAUGAGGUGUCAUACUGGUGAAAGACCAUACCAAUGUCCCCAUUGUACUUAUGCAAGUCCAGAUACAUUUAAAUUGAAACGCCAUUUGCGUAUACACACUGGUGAGAAACCAUAUGAGUGUGAUAUUUGCUUUGCUAGAUUUACUCAAUCCAACAGUUUAAAAACACACAGACAAAUACAUAGUGGCGAUAAGCCUGUAUUUAAAUGUGACCAUUGUCCAGCCACUUGUGGUCGUAAAACUGAUUUACGUAUUCAUGUACAAAAGCUUCAUACCUCUGACAAUCCUAUUAAGUGCAAACGAUGUGGUGAUACAUUCCCUGAUCGUUAUCAGUUCAAGGUUCACUCUCUUUCACACAAAGGAGAAAAAUGUUUCAAGUGUGAAUUGUGUUCGUACGCUUCUAUGACUCAACGUCAUCUUGAAAGUCAUAUGUUAAUACAUACAAAUGAAAAACCAUUUCAAUGUGAUCAUUGUGAUCUGUCAUUCAGACAAAAACAAUUACUACGCCGCCAUCAUAAUUUGCAUCAUAAUCCAACAUAUGUACCACCUCCACCCCAUGAUAAAAAGUUUCUCUGUAAGACAUGCAUAAAAUCAUUUAGACAUAAAGGAAAUUUAGUAAGACAUAUGGAAAAUCAUAUGCGAAAAUCAACUGAAAAGGAUAGAAAUACUAUAUUUAAACAAAAACUUGAGUAUACAGAUUCAACUAAUGAGGAUGAAUCUGAGGAGGACACUAGUAUUCAACCAAGUGGCACCGAAUUUAUAUCAAUAGAAGGUAGGGAUGGACAACAAUAUGUUCUACUAAAAAUGGUUGAACUUGGUGGUCAAAAUCAGAGAGAUAACACUUCUACAAGCUUAUCAACAAAACAAGUUGAUCAAUCUUCUUCACCAAAUCAAAAAGACCUUUCAAUUUUAGAACCAAUGUCUGUAGCAGACGUGAAAGAAGAAUGUGAAGAUGACGUUGAAAAUUUUUUCGGUUUUUGAUGUCGAAGAUGAUGUAAAAACAUCAAACUCAGGUGGUUAAAAGUAUCUAUAAUUUAAGUGUGAAUUUUUUUCCAUUUUCUUAUAUAUUAUUUGUAUACCGAGUUUUAUGUUUUUAGCAUUUAUGUCAUAAUUGAUGUAUAGUGUAAUAUAUUGAACAAACUAUUCUGCUGCUCUGUUAAUGUCCUAAGUUGAUGUUAUUUAGAUUAAUCAUAUUUGAACC